GCCCAGCUCCCGGCGCGCGUCUGAGCCUCCCACCCCGCGGCCCCGAGCGCACGAUGCGCGGACCCGGGCGCCCGCUCCUCCUGGGGCUGCUGCUGGUCCUGGGGGCGGCGGGGCGCGGCCGGGGGGGCGCGGAGCCCCGGGAGCCGGCGGACGGGCGCGCGCUGCUGCGGCUGGUGGCGGAGAUCGUCCAGGAGCUGCGGAGGCACCACGCGGCGGAGCUCAAGGGCCUGCAGCUCCUCGGGCGGGACUGCGCCCUGGGCCGCGCGGAGGCGGCGGGGCUGGGGCCUGCGCCCGAGCAGCGAGUGGAAAUUGUUCCUCGAGAUCUGAGGAUGAAAGACAAGUUUCUAAAACACCUUACAGGUCCUCUUUAUUUUAGUCCAAAGUGCAGCAAACACUUCCAUAGACUUUAUCACAACACCAGAGACUGCACCAUUCCUGCAUACUAUAAAAGAUGUGCCAGGCUUCUUACCCGGCUGGCUGUCAGUCCAGUGUGCAUGGAGGAUAAGAUUGAUUUCUUCAAAUUCCAAAAGGUUUAAACGGCAAAGAAAUUGUUACGUUGCUGGUCACUGCAGUGUAGAUACAGUGCAGAGUUUUGCUGAGCUUGGCAGGCCUCGGUGAGACAGCAGAGGGCAGGGCAGGCGUCCCAGGGUGCCCACGCUCCUGCAACGAGGUGGCAUGGGGAGGGCCCUGCGGACCCCAGUUCUGGUUCCACUGGUUGACAACCAGCCACAUGCGCUUCUGUCCUGACACAUGAGGAUGGCAGGGCAAGACUGCAAGCCGUGACCUUGUCUCCUAAAGAAAGGCCCACAGCCUGAGAAAAGCAGGUCUUCGGCAGGAAAGGCUUUGCCCUCCUCAUCUCAGAGCAAAUCCAUUUGCCAGUUUCUGAAGCUCAUUAAUAGACCCCUUCAGGCCAAAGAGAACAGUGUCCCGGCUGCCCUCCCUAAGUCACAGACACACUUUAUUGUCCAGACUUACAGGUCAGUUAAUCAGAAGCCUGAGCUCUGGAAUACUGUCAGAGAAUUGGAGUUUUGAGUAGUGAGUACAGAGUAUACGCUCCCAAAUGCAGCCUAAUCUUAGUGACCCUGAAGUUUACCAUUCUUUUAAAAAUAAAUACCAAUGGUUUAGACAUUUGAGCAUAGAAUGCUAGAAACAAAUGUCUAAUCUUGAUUAUUAGCUUUAUAAUCCUGUGAACACUGAGGUUGCAGAACUGCCAGAUAAAUCUCUGUGGCCUGGACUACUGAGGAUUCUGAUAACACAAGACUAAGCACUCUUCUUCAAGCUUUAAGCAUUCACGUGGCUCUGUGUUGACUUUCAUUGCUUUAACAUCGCCGCCAUGUAGUUAACUGCAAAAAUAAGUUAUUUUUCAAAAUACAAUAGACUGCGCUUUUUGGAACAUAGAGAAACACAGAUGCACUCUUAGACUGCCUGUGUUUAUAAACACGUUGUGUCCCCUAACUGAAGUGCCAGGUCUUCUGGAAUUCAUGGUAAGAGGUGUGGAUAGUCAUAUCAAACGGAAUGUACUUGUUUUCAGCAGUGAGCACAGCUGUACAGGAGCAGCACACCAGGAGCCAUGAGAAGUGCCUUGGAAACCAACAGGGAAACAGAACUGU
Messenger RNA from Cebus imitator (Panamanian white-faced capuchin), 1610 nucleotides. It is a transcript of the gene ALKAL2, whose product is annotated as ALK and LTK ligand 2. NCBI's taxonomy places the organism in Eukaryota, Metazoa, Chordata, Mammalia, Primates, Cebidae. The record is from RefSeq and is a predicted model, not a curated record. The coding region runs from base 54 to 536 and encodes 160 amino acids. Gene Ontology annotation, biological process: positive regulation of ERK5 cascade; positive regulation of ERK1 and ERK2 cascade. The transcript is spliced from 5 exons. Gene Ontology annotation, molecular function: receptor signaling protein tyrosine kinase activator activity; receptor tyrosine kinase binding.